UCUGCUCUGUCUGGCGGUAUGCCGUAACUGGCGCCUUCUAGGCGACUCUACCUUCUUCCUCUAACUCUCUCCUUUCAAUCAUCCGUCGCCGCCGAUUAGUUCACCGCCGGUGACCUUCAUCUCCGCAUUAGCCUCUCCCUCCACCUUUCUCCUUCAUGGAGGUCCCUCCCCCACCAGAUUCUCGUCGCCAUCCUCCAUCUCAUGUCCCUCCGGACAUGGCACAUGCCUCCUCCCGAGAGAUCUCGCCAGAUCUGGCUAGUAGCCAGGAAGAUCCAGAGGAUAUUACCCAGCGGAGACUCGUAUCCGAGCGAUGUAAGGAGCUGCAGCAAACAGGGGAAUUGCUAGCACAAGUCACCAUCAAAGAAGGAAAAGGAGUUGAGAGGAAGCAGCAAGGAAACAUGGCAGGCCAAACGAAGCACAAGGAAAAAGAAGAUUCACCUUUUAGCUUGCCAAGAAGACAUCAUCCAUCUGAUGACGAACUGGACUUAUCAGCUAUCAUGAGGAGUUUGCAGAUAACAAUCCCAGAAGACAUUGAGAUUGGUUAUCAGGGGGAAGAAAUUCAGAGACCAGAAGAAAGCUCCCCAUUCAGACUGCUGAUGAAAGUCGCAAGCUCGUCAGGUACUCCAAGAAACAUCCCUUUGCAAGCUCUUAAUAAUGCAAUGUCAAGGGCAUGGGGAGAGAAAUAUUGGAUUAUCGAUCAGAUCAAAUCAGCUAUGUAUGUGGCAUACUUCAGAGAUGAUGAUGCUAUGGACUUUGUCCUUAAAAGGCAACCUUGGUCUGUGGAUGGUGACAAUCUAUUGUUAGAAUGGAUAAACCCAAGGGAACCGGAUAGGAAUUUCGAUGACUAUCAGUUCAGGUAUUUAUAUGUUCCUAUCAGAGUUUAUGGUGUGCCAGAGAGAUUUAGAACUCCCCAUUUGAUGAAAUAUGUUAUAGAUAAAGUUGCUCAGCCUUCGGAUCUACAUCCACCGCCUGAAAUCACUAUGACUGUUAGAAAGGAUUUUGUUCAGGCAUAUGCAAAAAUGGAUAUUCAGAAACCAGUGAAAGACAAAGUCAAAUAUUAUGUGUCUCCAAAUGAAUACAUUCUAUUCUACUUGAAUUAUGACAAAGUCAAGAGAAUCUGUAUUUUCUGCGGAGUGAUGUUCCAUUCAGUGCAACAUUGUCCUAAUAGAAGAAAGCUAAUUAUGCAUCUGCAAAGUAUUCAAGCUAAUACAUCCUCUGUUCCGUUUGCUAAUAUUGGAAUCUGGACCUCCCAAGCAACAAAAAUCCCUCACACUGCCUUUCAACAAUCAAAUUUUGUGGGAGGACUUUCACUGGAAUAUAGAAGAGAUGCGAACUUGGACAGAUCAUCAGAUACAGAUAAGUGUUCUCUAUCCAGAUUUAAAAUUUUAGAGGAGCGGGCAGGUCGAAGUAAAGAUGAUAGAAGGGGAGAAGUAAAAUACGUGUGUUCAAAUAUACACACUGGUUCACUUUUAGCUCUGGAUUCACCUUCUCAUUUGUGUGGUCUGUAUAAUCAAACUAGCAAAGACAGGCAGUUUGUUUCCCAAGUUCCUCAACAUCACUCCAAGACAAGGGCCAAUGAGAUUGAGCCCUCUCAAGCUAGCAUCGCUGAGACCUCUCAGCCUCCACAAGCAAAUGUAGAAGUGUACAAUCCAUCUACUCACGCUGAUAUCAACAAGCAGCAAACAUUAAAUGCUUCAAUUCCCCAAAAAAGAUUAAAAAGACAAGCUGAAACAGAGGCUAUACCAUUCGAAGAACUAAGGAGAGAACAUGAUCGUACCAGACUCAAGUCAACUCCACCUGCAUCAACUAAGUUCUCUGACACGGCUGCUUCGCCUUCCAUUGCUUCUGAACAGCAUGAUGUGUAUCACCCUCCGCAGCUACAUUAUAGGCAAGAUACAGGACCAAGAGUCGUUUCCCAACAAGCUGACCAUUCUUUAGAGCAGGAGAACCAAUUUCCAUAUAAAUUCAGAGAAGGUACAUCUCAAUCUCCAUCAGCCGCUCGGAAAAAAGUCCGCCCAAAUAAAAGGAACCACUGUAAUCAAAGGAGGGUGGAAAAUAGAGAAAAUGUAGCUCUUAAUUUAGAACACAAAGGUGGUGUACCUGAUAACUACAUUGCAGGAGUUGAACAGCAGACUCAACUAAUUGAUGCCAAUCAUUUGAUAUCUAAUAUACACGCCAAUACUACUUCAGCUAGCAUAUCACCUCAGGUUCAGGGAUUCCAAAACUCAGAGCAGUACAAGCUAUGGCUUCAGCAAAUGGCAGUAUCAUCCUAUGGACCUCCUUCAGAAGGAAAUCAGCACAGGGGAUUACUGCCCCCUAAUUUGGUUGGCCAGGCCUGCUUGGUUGUGGAUGAUACAAACCAACUGCAUAUUCACGAUAAUGGAGAUCCAUUGGAUAACGUUGAAACAGUUAACAUGGAUAGGACCAAGGAAAACUCACAAAAUGAUAAACAGGCAGCGGCGCCAGCCUUUAAGGCGCCACGGGCGCAAUGAGUCUCAUUAGUUGGAACUGUCAAGGAGCGGGCAGGAGCCUUGACAGCAACAAGAUGACCUAUCUUGCCCGACUGAUGCACUCGACUAAUGCUAAGCUAUGUAGUUCCUUCUGAAGGCCGUUCUGGAGGGCUUUGGCUUUUGUGGGACAGCGACAUCGACCUUAAGAUUACAAGUGCUAGUCCUAACUUAAUCUUAGCCUCCCUUGUAAAUACCUCCACUAAUGAGGCUUUCUGCUUAGUUUGUAUGUAUGGGGACCCUAGCCACUCAAAAACUAGUAAUAUUUGGAAAGAGGUUUCCACUUUUGUUGAUGUAAAUAUUGGAAAGCCUUUGCUUUGCAUGGGUGAUUUAAAUGAGCUUAUGUAUCCCCAAGACAAGAGUAAUAUGAAUUAUGUAAAUUACUCUCGCAUGCAUUCCUUUCGCUCUCUUGUCAAAGAUUGUGGUCUUUUUGACUUAGGAUUCAAUGGACCUGCUUACACAUGGUGCAAUAAAAGGUACUCUUCUAAGCCCUUAUAUGAGAGGCUAGAUAGGUUUCUUGCCAAUGCUGAGUGGAGUAACUUAUUUCCCAAUGCAAAUAUAUACAAUCUUCCUAUCUUGCAAGGUGAUCAUGCUCCUGUAAUGGCAGUUCUUCACUCAAAAUUUAAAAAGCCUACUUAUCAUUUCAAGUUUGAGAAUUGGUGGCUUCUUGAGGAAGAUUUUCAGGAAACGGCAAUGAAAGCUUGGAAAACUUCUCAAAACCAGCCUUUCACUUCAAGAACCAAGCAUCUCGCGGGAGCCUUAAAGGUCUGGAGGAGAAAGAAGAAGCCGCUUCAGAAUCAGUUGCAUGACAUAGAGCAAAAGAUCAAUGAAAUCCAAGAAAAGCCCAUUCAAGAGCAAGACCACACUGAAGAGGAGAAACUUAUAGUUUCCUAUGAGCAGACCAUGACAAGACUUA
This is a messenger RNA of Lolium perenne, 3423 nucleotides long. RefSeq lists its product as uncharacterized. NCBI's taxonomy places the organism in Eukaryota, Viridiplantae, Streptophyta, Magnoliopsida, Poales, Poaceae. The record is from RefSeq and is a predicted model, not a curated record.